Cyphellophora attinorum is the source of this 2031-nucleotide messenger RNA. RefSeq names its product Glutamyl-tRNA(Gln) amidotransferase subunit A. The transcript has a single exon. NCBI's taxonomy places the organism in Eukaryota, Fungi, Ascomycota, Eurotiomycetes, Chaetothyriales, Cyphellophoraceae. The record is from RefSeq and is a predicted model, not a curated record. The coding region runs from base 1 to 2031 and encodes 676 amino acids.
AUGGGUUCAAUGCAGGAACGAAGCAUAGUCGAGGCGACGAUCUCGGAUCUCGCGUCGUAUUUGCAAGAUGGCCGCACCACAGCUGUUGACCUCGUUACCGCGUAUCUGCUCCGGAUAGCCACCUACGACACACGGAACACGUGCCUGAACUCCGUUCCACUUCUCAAUCCAGAUGUGUUCGAAGAUGCCGCUGCAUCUGACAGGCGUAGAGCUGCUGGACAAGCUCGAGCGCUGGAAGGAAUCCCAUUCACUGUCAAGGACAGCUACAAGGUGAAAGGGAUGACAGUGGGAAGCGGAAGCGAAGCAUUCGAGAACCUGGUCGCGAACGAGGACGCGUUUACCGUCAAAGCCUUGCGAGAAGCGGGUGCGAUCCUGAUCGGGAAGACCAACAUGUGCCCUAUGGCGUUCGGAGGGAUGCUGAGAGGCGUCUAUGGGCGUGCAGAGUCGCCAUAUAAUUCGAAGUAUCUAGCUGCAGCUUUCGCUUCUGGAUCGUCCAAUGGAAGCGGAGUAGCAACAGCAGCAUCUUUCGCUGCGUUUGGAAUGGGAGAAGAAACAGUCAGCUCUGGCAGGAGUCCCGCCAGCAAUAACGCGUUGGUCGCUUACACUCCGAGCCGUGGGCUCAUCAGUAUACGGGGCAAUUGGCCACUCUACCCGACGUGUGACGUAGUUGUGCCUCAUACGAGGACCAUGGAUGACCUGGCGGCAAUACUAGAUGUGCUCACGCGCGAGGAUGAGAAAUCAGUUGGAGACUUUUGGCGAGACCAGCCCUUUGUGAAACUGGAGCAGAAGCUCGCGCGUAGAGCAACCUCAUACGCGACGAUCAAAGACCGAGACUUCUUGCGAGGCAAAAGACUCGCAGUGCCCGCCAUGUACAUUGGCGAGCCAUCGACUGGCAGAGCAGUAUACGUGUCCGAUGCGGUCAAAAGCCUUUGGAGCACUGCGAAAGCGGAAUUGGAGCAGCUCGGAGCCACAGUCGAGGUAGUUGAAGACUUCCCGGUAAUGCGGCUCUAUGAAGAUCCGUCCUCACAUUGGCCCAGUAACUAUCCAGGAGAAGCCCGUCUUCCCAACGACUGGAACACGAUAGAACGAGGAACGCUCAUAGCUCAUGCCUGGGACGACUUCUUACGCGUCAAUGACGACUCGAACUUCCCAAAUCUUGCUGCCGCAGACUGGAAGAAGAUCUUCCCACAACUACCUCAAGACGACCCGCAGAUGAUGUUCUCUGAAGUGAAGAACGCCGUCCACUGGUCUAAGCUCGCGUCGUACGUCGAAACGAACGAAACCUGUCACGAGCCAGGCAAGAGCAAAAUGUUCAGCAUUCCCAACCUUGAACGCGCGAUCAAGGCCCUGGAAACCAUGAGGAAGCGACUAUUUGAGGACUGGAUGACGCAGAACGGCUACGAUUUUGUCGUCUUCCCGGCGGCUGGCGAUGUCGGAUAUGCUGAAUCGGACGUCGAUAUUGAGCUUGCCAGACAUACAUGGCGGAAUGGUGUCCAGUAUAGUAACGGCAAUCGAUGUCUCUGUCACUUGGGCAUCCCCAGCAUCACGGUACCCAUGGGAAUCUUGAAAGACAGGCGCAUGCCGAUGGGUCUGACGAUCCUUGCAAAGGCGUAUGAUGAUUCGGAAUUGCUGAAAGCCGGCUACUGUUUCGAGCAGAGCGGCCAAAGGAGAGCACUGCCCCCACUGACUCCACCGAUUCGGUCAGACGUGGUAGCUGAUGCUCGCGCUCAGCCUCCAACGGCAGCGCCUGCUUUGUCAGUCGAUAUCUGCGAGGCGACCAAAGGCUUCUCGAACAAGGCUGUGCUCAGUCUGGAGGGUCAUAUUGGGAUUACCGACCAGAGCCCGCCUGGGGAUAAUUUGCCCACCUUGCAAGUUUUCGUCGAUGGAAUUGAGAUGUCCGCCAAUGGGGUGAACCUCAGCCACGCUCAUGAUACUGCGUGGCAUUUCAUCGGCCAGUGGACUGUUUCUCGCCCGCCAGCUCAGGACAAGCGUAACAGCGUGUCGGUAGAAUUGCAAGGGACAGUCUUAUGA